Messenger RNA from Chara braunii, 910 nucleotides. Lineage: Eukaryota; Viridiplantae; Streptophyta; Charophyceae; Charales; Characeae. The record is from the annotation of a GenBank genome assembly.
AUCAGCGUGCCGAUCCUGGACGAAGAUAAGUGGGACGAGUGGUGGGAGGCUUACGUGGAGCUUGCUUUCUGUCKGCUGGAGAUAAAGUUCCGUUGGUCCAAGCCAGCGCCGUAUGGAGAGGGGCCUGAAAUCCCGAACGACGAGGUGGAACUGCUGAUUGUGCAAGCUUGGGGGACGACGACGGAAAGGGAUCUAUUGGGGAUACUCUUCGGGAAGGUGGAAGAUGGGAAUCUCGCUCUUAUCACGAGCGAGUUACUGGUGUUUCUGGUACAGUUGGUGGACGACCUGCCUCUGGACAUCUUAUCGCGGUAGCUGGACGACGAUAACUGCAUCUAUCCGUCCCAGGCUCUGUACCUCGAGAUCGACGUCACCGAUCUCACACUGUGGGACCCUAUCAUUCGGCGAGGGAACACGCGGCAAGAGGAAGAGGAGAUCGAAGAGGAAGAGGAGACAGAGGAAGAAUCGAGCGAGGAUCGUGACGACCCCGAUUCCGUCGAGGAAGAGGAGGAGGUUGAAGAAGAAGAAGAAAAACCGACAAAAGAGGAGGGUGGAUCGGGUGAGCCGAGUCAAUGGCCCGAACGACGCAAGGAGGAGGAGGUGGCAGAAGCACGGAAGCGGCUGGAAAGAGCGGAAGGAAAGCGGUCGAUUGAGGAAAGGUUCCCGCCCGACCCGUUAUUGGGAAAUCCGUGGCUCGAUCCGGAGCCCCCACGGGAGGAAGACGGAGGCGAUGGAGCCGUAGUGGGGGGAUUAGGACGUCACGGCCGAAGGAGGAGCGAAUCACCAGCUCCGUCUGGUUCCCCUCCCCACCCUGCCCUUCGCCUACGUCAAGAUGCGGGCGAUCAGGCUUCGUCCCCGGUUGUUAUCUCGUCGUCCCCUUGACUUCCUGGUCCCUUCCCGGCUCCUUGGUCGA